This is a messenger RNA of Eublepharis macularius, 1191 nucleotides long. Its product is annotated as autocrine proliferation repressor protein A-like. NCBI's taxonomy places the organism in Eukaryota, Metazoa, Chordata, Lepidosauria, Squamata, Eublepharidae. The transcript is spliced from 11 exons. Bases 1 to 1191 code for a protein of 396 amino acids. The record is from RefSeq and is a predicted model, not a curated record.
AUGGCUUCUAAAGUCAACAGGUUGAGAGCUCCUUUCAUGUUCACAAGGGAAGUGACUGUUGUCUCUCUGCAGGAUCGUAGCAGUGCUGAGGCAGGUUCCCUUCCAGCCACUGACCUUUUAUGCCACCGUGAGAGCCAUGGACACGAUCACACACUACGUAAUGAAAACAAUGAAGAAAAACAUCACACGGUUCACACUGACAGGUAUUUCCAUGCAUACAAUGAGCGGUUCACAAACGUAUCCAAGUUCAUAAUCCUUGCUCCGGGGGAUGAAGUCUCCAUGCCUGACAACUCCCGUUAUUACUUUCCCUACCUAGAAGGAGAGAAGCAUCUCCAGCGAGACUUCAGAAUGAGGAUAGGAGCUGGAAAUACUUUUCGAAACAACGUUGUUAAAUGGACCAAGACCAAUGUUGAUCAUGUGAAACACCCAUUAGGAUGGGAGAAUAUUACAGGAUAUGAUAUAAUGGCAUAUUCAUGGUGGAGGUUUAUGAAUGACUCUGCUGCACCCCCACACUGGCUAGUGCAAUUCCCGAUGGUCAAGGCCACUGUGAGAGCCAUGGACACAGUCACAGACUAUGUGAUGAAAACGUAUUAUCAAAACAUCACACAGUUCACAUUAACAGGUGUUUCCAUGGCUGGCUGGGUCACUUGGCUGACAGCAGCAGUUGACAGGAGGGUUGCUGCAAUCAUUCCCAUUGGCAUGGAUUUGCUGAACUUCACUGAGAAUUUCCACCAUCAAUACCGAGUGUACUGUGGUUGGUCUUACAUGUUGAGACCCUUCUAUGAGAUGAAUAUAACUCAGGUGUUGGACAAUCCCUGUUUCAGUGAUCUGGCUUCGCAUGUGGACCCAUUGGCAUACAAUCAGCGAUACACAAACAUAUCCAAGUACAUAAUCAUUGCUUCAGGGGAUGAGUUUUUCCAGCCUGACAACUCACAUAAUUACUUUUUCCAGCUAGAAGGAGAAAAACAUCUACAAAUCAUUCCCAAUAUUGAUUACAGAUUUCAGGAUAAUUUGAGACUAUUAAAGACAAUCCUAGUUUAUUACAGUUACAUCAUAAAUAAUGAACUACGGCCCUUCAUCUCUUGGCAGAGAGCAACGACAAAUACCUCUGGAAUCAUCUAUUUCAAUUCAUCCUCAACACCCUCUGAAAUUUUCUCUUACCAUGCCGAUACCGUUGAUGGUUCCAGGUAG